Molecule: messenger RNA, 1668 nt
Organism: Leishmania mexicana MHOM/GT/2001/U1103
Lineage: Eukaryota; Euglenozoa; Kinetoplastea; Trypanosomatida; Trypanosomatidae
Exons: 1
Coding region: 1-1668 (555 amino acids)
Source: RefSeq, a predicted model, not a curated record
AUGACGUCUCUGGCUGGUACCAUCACCGUCACGGUGCCGAGCUUUGUAACGGUGACGUUGACACCGGCACCGGACAUCAACGUGAGGGGCGCCUCCACAAUACCAGGAUCACCUUCCGCAGAGGUGAGGUCCAAGACGCUGCGUGUGCCGAUCACCGCUUUGAUGACGGUGCGUGAGCUGGCCAAGGGUGCCAUGAUGCGCUACAUACUCUCCCUGCGUCGUACUGCGAAGGAGACGGAUGGUGUCGUGCGCCAACUCUGCCGCACCGGGAUUGCCGUCACGGAUGUGUACCUCUUGGUCUCCAGCGACGCCGCGCGGUCGACCACGCUCGAGGAGGACGAGACAGGCAACGGUGGCAGAACCGGCGAGCCGCCCGUUCACAUGAUCGAGCUUCUCUCCGAUGACUGCGUGGUGCAGGUGGUGCAGGUGAUGAGGGAAACAGUGUACAUGCGCUUCCGUGCGGCAGACGGUGCUUUGGCGAAGAAGAGGGCAUCCUCGUCGGUGCGGGCGGCUGCGGCCAUAGAAGCGCAGCGCAUAGAGGAGGACAGGAUCAGAGAGGUGGAUGCACUGACAGCAGCGAAAGUCGAGGAAACGUCCAACUCAAUCAGCAUCGCUGCACCACCUGCUGUUGUUUCCGUCGGUGACGCUGCCUGUGACGGUCCAGCCCUGCCUAGUAGAGGCAGGACUAUCAAGAACGCAGCGGCUUCCGGCUGUGUCUCGGACGCGGUCUCAGACACUGCCCAAGGGAGCAGCAGCACGCCGGUCGCUGCCAGACAGUGCGGCGAGAAGACGGCGCACAAUGUCGACAGCACCGGAGCGGACAGCAGCUCGGAAGAGGAGGAAAAAGAAACGUGGCAGGACAUUGCGCGGUCGAUUGCGACGCUGCGCGAGCGCGAGGCGCAACGCAUUCGAUGGGGCCCAGAUGCGCACAAGCACUUCGCCGCCAACUACGUGUCGAGCCCAGAGAAGAUUAUGGUUGGCCGGUUUAAGUGCGUCCGACGCCCACCACCGGUGGUGUGGCUGCAUCCCACGCAAAACUCGUCCUCGGCAUCGUCGAAGGGCUCCGUCUCUGAAGUGCCGUCGCCGAGAUCUUCGGGGGAUAGCGGAGGCACCACGGAGACCGGCGGCGGCCGUCUGCCACCGCGACCAGUGAUCGCUCAAGAGGGCAGCCACGAAGAACAUUUCCGGUAUCAGCGGCACGAGCACCGGCAAUCGCCACAGAAUCCGAUCAAACAUCACCGCUGCGACCCUUACUGCUAUCCGAGCUGCGAGAGCAGCAGCACCAAGCGCACGCACGAGGUGUUGACCUCUUCCGCCGCGACGGAGUCCCAGGGUCUCCAGGCGACAGCUGCCCCAUCAGCUCACGCCGUCGAGGAGAUCCAUGUAGCGACCGAAGGGACGACAGCGGAGCCGCAGCCAGUAUCCCCCAGUAGGGAGCGGCAGGAUACCCUUCUCUGCUCCGCAGCGACCCCGGUGGACGCUGCCGCUCGCUUCGGCACGUCGCCUUGGGCUUCCAGCACCGUUGCAAAGCAGGUUGUAGCGGUUGUGGCUCGCCAGCUCAGUUUUGACGAGGGCGGUGACACCGCACCGAAGCACAGCCCGGCAGUGGGCGAUUACUCGGCAGCCACCCCCCCACUACGCGGUGAGGGGCGCGUGGUUCAGGGCUAG